CAUCAGAGCUCAUUCAAAAUUUGUACUUAAAUCAAUGCAUCACUGUCCACUUGUGUUUUUCACGCAGCCAAAAACAUGAUGCACAUUCUCACCCAACGGAAUAGACAACAGAAACUGAACAGGCCGUAACAAGUUUUCUGCUUUGAAGUAGAACUUUCUGAAGGGCCGGGAACUGUUCAUGGGGAGAUUAUAAUCUUCAUUUUAGCUUCGAUUUAAGCAUGUCUCUUUGACGCUACAGCACAACUUGAAUCUACCCUUCUCCCCUUGUCAUUUUUGUUAUGAACAGUGAGAUGAAUAAAUACACAGGUCAUGGAGGGAGGUCAUCACAGACAUAUGUUUUCUACAGGUGAAGAACUGUCUGUGCUCCAGCCCCUUGAUGACAGUCAGCGCUGUGAGAGGAGGAGCAGCAUGGAGCUUCUGUUCCAGGUGAAAGAAGAACCAGGCCUAAGAAGAACCCAAGCAGAAUGUUUACAUGAAAAAAGAGACUCUGAAGAAGAGAGCUCUGUAAGAACGGAAUCUCCAGCCCUGCAGCCUCAGGAUGACAGGCAGCCUCAUGAGGGGAUGAGCAGUGUGCAGCUGCUGCCCCAGGUUAAAGAAGAACCCGCUCAGGGAAACUUUACAGCAGAUUGUUCACAUGUAGCAAAGAUGUCAGAAGAAGGUAAGUGCAGUCAGUCUGAGCUGCUGCAGAGGUUACGUCCUCCACUAGCAGAGACGGUGAGCAGCAGACACACCGUCCCGUCAACACAACUCACACCGAUGCAAAACAACACAGAGGGCGACGGGAAACAGCCAUUAGUCGACAGCUCGGCAUCUUUGGUGACUGGUGACAUAGAGUGCAGCGAGGCUCAGAAAGAGUCUUACAACAGAGCUGCACAGAGUGACAGGACUCAGAGAGCAGAGCGGCAAGUGAGAGGAUCACUUCGCUCCAAUGGAAAACAGAACACACACUUCCUGCAGAUAAAGAACGUGAGGUCGCUGAGGUCGCCGCUGCCUCGCCCCACCCUCCCCAGCCAGGGCAUCAAGAGGUGGCACAGCUGUGAGGAGUGUGGGAAGGGCUUUAGCUUUGCCUGUCAGCUGGAGGUUCACAUGCGCUGGCACACCAAGGAGAAACCGUACAGCUGCACUGUGUGUCAGCAGAGCAGAGUGGUGGACGUCUGUGAGUGGAAAGACCAGGUGUCCACGUCAGACUAG
Molecule: messenger RNA, 1191 nt
Organism: Cynoglossus semilaevis (tongue sole)
Lineage: Eukaryota; Metazoa; Chordata; Actinopteri; Pleuronectiformes; Cynoglossidae
Product: zinc finger protein 135-like
Exons: 4
Coding region: 310-1191 (293 amino acids)
Biological process (GO): regulation of transcription by RNA polymerase II
Cellular component (GO): nucleus
Molecular function (GO): DNA-binding transcription factor activity; RNA polymerase II cis-regulatory region sequence-specific DNA binding
Source: RefSeq, a predicted model, not a curated record